Scedosporium apiospermum is the source of this 2355-nucleotide messenger RNA. RefSeq lists its product as uncharacterized. Bases 1 to 2355 code for a protein of 784 amino acids. The transcript has 5 exons. NCBI's taxonomy places the organism in Eukaryota, Fungi, Ascomycota, Sordariomycetes, Microascales, Microascaceae. Gene Ontology annotation, molecular function: DNA-binding transcription factor activity, RNA polymerase II-specific; zinc ion binding. Gene Ontology annotation, cellular component: nucleus. The record is from RefSeq and is a predicted model, not a curated record.
AUGCAGGCAUAUCCUACCCCAGUUACGGAGUCCGUGGAUAGCUCGAACCCGUUCUAUCCCCGCGAUAGCCACCAGAUCACCCAUCAAAUGGAUCCAGAAACCGACCACAGGCCCGAUCGGCCGCCCUCUCCACCGCGAGAGCACGGCCAACCGCCUCCACCGCCGCCUCCUCCUCCAGACAUCGAGCCGCAUAAUAUCCGAGAGCUUCAGAUAGCUGCGCAGUUAGGACAGGAUCUCGCCGGAGCAGCGUCCCUCAUUCCGAGCGCAAGCGGCGAUAUUUCUAUAGAGCAGAUGCCGCCCGAGCAGGCCCUCCGUAAUCUCCUACCACAUCCCCAGCUCAAGCCGGACGCCCAGCACCACCAAGUUCACGAGGUAGUACACCAAGACGAGGCAGGCCAGGUCCAGCACUAUGUGGGCGAGCCUCAACAUCACGCUGAUCAGAUGGCGCUUGCCAUGCCCAUGACCCUCGACCACUCUCACGCCACGGCCCACUUUGCGUCGACCGAACCGCCGCCGCGCAAGCGAUCGAAAGUCUCCCGAGCUUGUGACGAAUGUCGGAGGAAGAAGGUCAAAUGCGAUGCGCAGACGGAUGCCGGGGGUGCGCCGUGCUCGAGUUGUCGAAGGGCCAACCUCGAGUGCCUUUUUAGCCGCAUUCCUCAGAAGCGUGGACCAAGCAAAGGGUACAUUAAAGAGCUCGCCGACCGCAUUGGCAGCAUCGAACAGCUCGUUCAAGGUCCAAGCGAGGAUCGCGGCACAAAACGUUCCUUCUCGGCAAUGUCAGGGGGCAGUGCAACCGCAGAAACACCUGCUCCCUCUCGAUCCAUGCUAUGGGGUACGGAGCCCAGGAAUCCGCAGCCGAGUUCAGUGCCAAUUCCUGAACGCUACCAAACAUCUUACUCCCCAAGUGAGCUACUACCUCAUUCCGAGUUCGAGCCCGCGCCGCUCGUUGGGGCAAGUGCUCCUAUCCAGGUUAGAGACAUAUCCAAUGCCGGCCCAGCAUUUGGGCCGCGGCCCACUAUUCAUCCCGACAUUUUUAACGGGUACAUAUCUGCGAUCCACCCUUACUUGCCCUUCCUACCCGAUAACAAGGAACAAUUGGAGGGUCAGUUAGCGCAGUGUCCUGUCCUCCUUCAGGAGGCUUUCACCGAGUCGCUCACCGUGACGGUUUCAUCGUUUUCGUCAGACCCAGCGCAGGUCUCGCCAGUCGAUGUCGGCCGAGCCUAUCAAAAGCUUGUUGACUGGGAGCUAUCUUCAACUAUACCUCCCCCAAGCCAGCGUCGGGUCACGGAUCCUAUUUAUAUCCAAACGCUGAUCCUCAUGGUGAUUGAGGCGGACAACCGCCCACCCAACGCUGGAGGCCCACCUAAAGAAGCUGUCAUAGGAAGAGCUGUGAGUGGAGCACUAGCGAGGAGGUUCCACCAAUACAGGUAUAGGCCUCCAAGCGACUCUACCCCGGGGUCUGAUGCGGAAGAGAUCCUAUAUCUCAAGACGUGGUGGGUGUUGGUAGUGCUCGAUAGGUGGCAUGCUAUUAGCACGGGAAGUCAUGUAAUGAUCCACAAGAGGGACAUGAUUUCGCCGCCUGGAUUGAAGAAGCUCCUUGGAGAGGGGUUCUAUUUCCUACUUCGUUUCACAAGGAUCCUUGGCCCGGCAUCUACUAUCUGCUCCAACUUGCAAGACCCCCCAGCUUCUCCAACCGCCAACGAACAAGAGCUUUCAACACUGCUACACACCUGGCUCGAGGAGGACAGGGAAGAACUGCCAGACCAUGUUGACCCCGUUAAGUUCCCAGUUGUGCAUCUCGCCUACUGGCACUGCCGGCUCCUAACCUACCUCGUCGAUACCGAAGCCUCCGCGACGGCGGUCCUCUCAACGUGUCAAAAGGCCGUCGGCCUCCUCGUCAAGAGCCGCGACCUCAUCAGCCCGUUCAACCACCACCUCGCCAUCCUCACUACUCUAUGUCUCCUCGAACUGACGGCCGUGAAGGCCAAAAAGGAAGAGGCGCUGACCCUCCUCAGAGAUAUCCGGGACCACCAAAUCGCCCCUUCAGCGUGGAAUGGCGCCAUAAAGGCCACAGUCGACGACAAGCUAGCGCUCCUCGCGUUGGCGCCGCUGGGAUACUCCUUGGUUGAGAAGACGGCCCGAGAAAGUCUCCAGCGCCUCGCCGACGUGGCCACGGCCAGGUCUGGGACCAAAGAGCCCAAGGAUGACGAGACAGCGGCUGAUUUGGAGGGGAGGGCUGGUGGUGGAUCACAGUCCCUCGAGGCAGCUGUGAGGCCGUAUCAAUAUUUGGGGUUCAACCCUGCGCCGAUACUGAGGGUCGGGUAUCUGUCUGUUAUGCGGGAGAUGCAUCCGUAG